AUGGGAGAGCUGAACAAAACAAUUUUGUCUGACUCUUGCAGUAAAACCAAGCCACCCACAUUCAGGUUUUGGACGCACUCUGGUGAAAUCAUCAGAGUAACAUGCGACGAUGAUCUGACGCUGAAAUGGCUAAAAACCAAGAUAGCAACCUUAAAAACAUGGGAAGGAGCAACACUCGCUGUUGUAAGGAUGGACGAGCUUCUCAAGCUCACCAAAGCUCACCAAAGCUUACCAAAGCCUCUCUCUGGAUCCCAGGGGAAGCGCAAACUGACCUUGACGAGGAAAUUGUGCUCGGGCGACUUGAGGGGCAAAACCCAAAUUUACAUGUGGCGAAAUGGUGCACCUUCCACCAUAAAACAAACAAAAAACCCAAGGGCCAUCUCUUCGUCUUUGGCAUCGGAGACGAAUAGUAACAGAUAUACAAUUUUAUUAACAAUACAUAGUUGUAAUUAG
Molecule: messenger RNA, 453 nt
Organism: Psylliodes chrysocephalus
Lineage: Eukaryota; Metazoa; Arthropoda; Insecta; Coleoptera; Chrysomelidae
Source: the annotation of a GenBank genome assembly